Closterium sp. NIES-67 is the source of this 3589-nucleotide messenger RNA. The record is from the annotation of a GenBank genome assembly. NCBI's taxonomy places the organism in Eukaryota, Viridiplantae, Streptophyta, Zygnematophyceae, Desmidiales, Closteriaceae.
GUGGGAGAGCGAGGGGUUGGAGAGAGAGCGGUUGGAGAGGGUAGUGGUAGGCAGGGGUCGUUUGACUUUGGUGUGCGUGAGGAAGGAAGCAGGAGCUGGGGUGACGGCAUCAGUGCUGGCUUCUUUGAAAGAGCAGGCUGGAACGCCGGAGGGGAUCGGGUAAAGAACCUAGGAGCAGGACUAGGAGGAGAGGCAGGUGGGACUACAGGCGAGGCUACAGCCGCCGCCGCCGCUGCUGCUACUGCUGCCGCUGCUGCUGCUGCUGCCGCUGCUGCUGUAGAAGCAAGUUUAAGGGAACAGUAUGGAGAUAGCAGCAUUUCUGCUUCUCUAACGCCUUCUGGAUGGAUGGUCUCUCCUGCAGCUUAUGACGCUCUUGGGGAUGCUCUUAACGAGUACGACGAGAGGAGUGUGAGUAUCGGCAGCAGAAUCAGCAGCUCUCAAGGGGGAGGGUCGGGGUUUCCCAUUUCGUGCCUGGGAGGGGGUUUUAGGAGGAGGGGAAGAGGAAGGGGAAGGGGAAGGGGGAGGGGAAGGGGAAGGGGGAGGGGAAGGGGAAGGGGGAGGGGAAGGGGGAGGGGAAGGGGAAGGGGAGGGGAGGGGAAGGGGAAGGGGAAGGGGGAGGGGGAGGACAAGGGGACGGGGAAGGGGAGGGGUGAGAGCAACGGAGAUCAGGAUAAGCAUGCAGUGCUUGCAGUUGGUGCUGCAAAAGCUACUGAGGGAGAUGCUCCUGCUUGUGAUGGUGGCAUUGCUGCUGCUGCUGAUUUCGGUUUAGGGAUGGAGGAUAGGGAAGAGUGCCAGGAAGAGAAUGAAUGGGAGGAGGGGGGGGGGUUGGGGGAGGGGGAGGGGGAGGAACCAAUUGAGGACGAUGAUGAUAUAGAGCAAGAGGAAGAGGAAGAGGAAGAGGAAGAGGAAGAGGAGGACGAUGAGGAGGAUUAUGGGGAGGAGGAUGCAGGCUCACAAGGCAGCAGCCAGUUCAUGCUUCCUGUUCCCAUUCUCGACCUGGCGGAUGGUUUCUCCCUCUCAGUCCCUUUUGGAGCCCUAAACAGCUCUCAGCUAAGCACCGGCGCUCAGUUAAGAGACAGCGGGAUAUUCAGGACUGAGGAGGACUCGUCCUUUGAUGGGUCUUUCCGGAGCCUGCUGCACAGCAGCUCUUGUAACAGCAGUAACCAGUUGGCGAGCAGCCCUGGCGAAGGUGGUAACCAUGUUACAGGAAGCCCUGAUAACAGCAGUAACUUCAUGUUUCCUGCAUCAUUAGACCAUGCCCCUUUUUCAACACCCUUGGAGCACCUUUCUGCUCCACAGAACAACUCGAGUGGUCAGAAUCCUUUGACCCAGUGUCUAGGGUUCAGGGGGAAGGGAAAACGGAGUGAAAAUGGUGUCACUGCCAGUGGUGCUGCUGCGACUGGUGCGAUUGCGACUGGUGCUGCUGCGACUGGUGCGAUUGCGACUGGUGGUGGUGGUACUCCUGCUGCUGCUGUUGCAGCUGCUGCUGCAGCUAGCAGCACUGCGUCUCUCUCCAGUUCAUCUAAUGCCAGUAGUGCCCAACCUGGUAUUACCGCACCAGCUGCUGCUGCUGCUGCUGCUUCCCCGCCUAGCCCCUCGUGUCUCAGCCCGAGGUUCGCUGCAGUGCUCAGGAACCUCAGCAGGCCCGGCAGCAGGUCCGGCAGCAGGUCCGGUACGAGCCCAGGUGGCAAGUCAGGUGAAAGUCCAGACAGGCUGAGUAAAAUAGAUGCAGCAACUAGACGCCUGAUAGAGCUUCAGGAGCACCUGAGGCGGCUCAGCAGCCAGGGGCUCAUUGCAGGCGACGAGGAAAUGGAUGGCGCUCUUGACACCCCGCCUCAGAGGCUCAUUACAGGCGACAGGGGCACGGAUGGCCCUCUUGACACACCUCAACAGCAGCAGGAUGUGAGGCGGCUGAGGAGCCAGGUGCGCAUUGCAGGCGACGAGGACAUGGACGGGCCUGUCUUUGCGCCUCAGCAGCAGGAUGUGAGUCGGCUUUGUAGCCAGGGGCGCAUUGCGGGUGAUGCGAGGCCGGACAGUGGUGACUUGAGCCAGGGGGCAGGCCGGGGGUGCAUUGCAGGUGGCGAGGGCACGGAUUGCUCUCUUGAUGUGCGUCACCAGCAGCAGCAGCUGAACCGGCUCAGCAGCCAGGGGGCGUUGCAGGAGGGGGGGGCACGGAGGGCAUGGGUGAUGCUUUUGAGGCGCCUCACGGGCAGCACCUGAAGCAGCUCAGCAGCCAGGGGCUCAUUGCAGCAAGUGAUGGGGACGGCGGUAGCAGCAGUGGCAGGAGUGGUGGGUCAGUGCGCUCCGAUGCUUGUGUGGAUGGAGAGGGGGGCACGGCUGUGCGAGGCUGUAUGGCUGGGAAUGAUCUCAUGGAUGGGGAAGGUGAUUUGGCUGAAGGGCCCUCUGCUGCUGCUGCUGCUGCCGCUGCCACUCCCUCUGCGGUUUCAGCUUGUAUCCACACCAGUGCUGAAGGCACCGGGUGUGGGCUCCAGAGGAGUCUCAGUGUGGGUGCAGAGGAGAGCAUAGCCAGUGCAACUGAAUCCGAUGAUAGCUUCUGCACAGCGGGGUGUGACAGCGUUGCGAGCGGGAGUGUCGCUGGCACUGCUGCUGCUGCUGCUGGCUGCUGGUGAUGAGGGAAAUUGCAGCAAUCAAACAACUGUACCUAUAGCUGGCUGUGGUGGGAAGGCCUUGGGUGCACGAGCAUGCAGCACCUGUGAGAUUGAGGAAGACACUACAGGUCGUGAUUGUAUUGAAGGUGACAGAAGGCGUGACAAAGGUGGAGGUGGCAGUAGUGGUGGUUCUGGGGUCCUUCCAAGAAGCAUCAGUGCUGGCAGUGCUACUGGCAGCAACAGCAUCAGCAGCAUCAGCAGCGUCAGCAGUGUCAGCAGCAUCAGCGGCACUUCAACAGCCACUGGCAGCAUCAGCAGGACCACAAGGCCUCGAGUUCCUCCCCUCUCUUCCACCCUCAUGGACUACCGCCCCCCCAGGGGACCCAGACUGCCCACGUCCCACUCCUACUCCUCUCCCUCCACACACUCUCACUCUCAUACUACCCCCGAUUCCGCACCCUCGGUACGAGCACACUCGCAUUCUACCCCCUUUUCGUCACCCUCUGUACAAUCACACUCGUUUGCCGAAGUUUCUUCUCUUCUACAGGGCUCGCCGGGGUGCAUUAGUGCUGGUAAUGUGACUCGGAAAGACGGUGAUAAAGGGGGUUCAUUGGCUAGAGUGCAGAAGAGGAAAGUGCUUGCUCUGUUGACAGGAGGGAAGGGACGUGAUGAGAGCAAAGGGAAGGGACAUGAAGGGAGAGGGAAGAAGCAUGAGGAGAAGGGGAAGGGGGAUGAGGAGAGGGGACUAGGGCAUGCGGAUAAGCCAGAAGGUUUGAAACCUUGGAGGAAGGGCAGUACCGGUAAGAACAAAUCUUAGGGUAGGUAUUGUACUAGGUAUCGUCCGCUUGUCCGGGUGUAAUUUGUCAACAUAUAAAUUUAUAUACAUGUAUAUGUAGGCUAGGCAUGUCCAUUACUCUGACUGGAUCCGUAGAGAGGACAACCCACUUCUUGUACCUCUCUCUCUUCUAGUCGACCUCUUU